Molecule: messenger RNA, 918 nt
Organism: Capronia epimyces CBS 606.96
Lineage: Eukaryota; Fungi; Ascomycota; Eurotiomycetes; Chaetothyriales; Herpotrichiellaceae
Product: polyubiquitin
Exons: 2
Coding region: 1-918 (305 amino acids)
Biological process (GO): modification-dependent protein catabolic process; protein ubiquitination
Cellular component (GO): cytoplasm; nucleus
Molecular function (GO): ubiquitin protein ligase binding; protein tag activity
Source: RefSeq, a predicted model, not a curated record
AUGCAGAUCUUUGUCAAGACCCUCACUGGAAAGACCAUCACCCUCGAGGUUGAGUCUAGCGAUACCAUCGACAACGUCAAGUCCAAGAUUCAGGACAAGGAAGGCAUUCCUCCCGAUCAGCAGCGUCUCAUUUUCGCCGGCAAGCAACUUGAAGAUGGUCGCACCUUGAGCGAUUACAAUAUCCAGAAGGAAUCGACACUACACUUGGUCCUCCGUCUUCGUGGCGGUAUGCAGAUCUUCGUCAAGACCCUCACCGGCAAGACUAUCACCCUUGAGGUCGAGUCCAGUGAUACUAUCGACAACGUCAAGUCCAAGAUCCAGGAUAAGGAAGGUAUUCCUCCCGAUCAGCAGCGUCUCAUUUUCGCCGGCAAGCAACUUGAAGAUGGCCGCACCCUGAGUGACUACAACAUCCAGAAAGAGUCGACUCUACACUUGGUCCUCCGUCUACGUGGUGGUAUGCAGAUCUUUGUCAAGACCCUGACGGGAAAGACAAUCACUCUGGAAGUUGAAUCCUCAGACACCAUCGACAAUGUCAAGUCAAAAAUCCAAGACAAGGAAGGAAUCCCACCGGACCAGCAGCGACUGAUCUUUGCUGGCAAGCAGCUUGAAGACGGCAGAACACUCUCAGACUACAACAUCCAGAAAGAGUCCACCCUCCACCUCGUACUCCGACUCCGAGGUGGCAUGCAGAUCUUUGUCAAGACAUUGACAGGAAAGACGAUUACAUUAGAAGUCGAGUCUUCUGAUACGAUUGACAAUGUAAAGUCAAAGAUUCAAGACAAGGAGGGUAUCCCACCGGACCAACAGCGAUUGAUCUUUGCAGGCAAGCAAUUGGAGGAUGGUCGUACUCUCUCUGACUACAAUAUCCAGAAGGAGAGCACUCUGCAUUUGGUGCUGCGACUCCGCGGCGGUCAGUAG